Molecule: messenger RNA, 1062 nt
Organism: Arctia plantaginis
Lineage: Eukaryota; Metazoa; Arthropoda; Insecta; Lepidoptera; Erebidae
Source: the annotation of a GenBank genome assembly
AUGAUGUCUGUAGAUGGCCCGAGUAAGAAGUGUCAAAUAUUCAAAAUGAACGUAAAGGCAGCGAUGGCCAUUACAAUGGUCUUUGUUGGAUGUUGUUCCAAUGUAGUAUUUUUAGAAAUGGUUGUGAAAGAAGACCCUGGCGCUGGUAAUCUAGCGACGUUCCUGCAGUUCUUACUCAUAGCUGUGGUUGGAUUUUGUACAGUUGGGAAAUUUGGAACGGCAAAGAGAAACAUUCCAUUUAAACAAUACCUUUUGUUAGUAGGAUUUUUCUGGACCAGUAGUGUGGCAAACAAUUAUGCUUUCGAUUUCAAUAUUUCCAUGCCCUUACAUAUGAUAUUUAGAGCCGGUUCUUUAAUGGCAAAUAUGGCAAUGGGAGUGUGGAUAUUGAAAAAGCGAUACCCGCCAUUGAAGUAUCUAGCAGUAUUCAUGAUUUCAGCUGGUAUCGCUAUAUGUACAAUUGUAUCAAGUGGAGAUGUUAAGGCUCCUAGAGAGACCCACGAAGAUGCUGCUGAAGAGGAGAGAUUAAAAUUCAUUGACUGGCUGUGGUGGUGUCUUGGCAUAGCUAUUUUAACAUUCGCACUCUUUGUUUCUGCACGAAUGGGUAUCUUCCAAGAAUCCCUAUAUUCCAAACAUGGAAAACACCCUUGGGAAGCCUUAUAUUACACACAUCUUCUGCCUCUAAUAUUCUGGUUACCAACAACAUCGAAUAUAAUCGGACACGUUAAGCUCGCUACAGAAACACCUCUAAUCGAUUUCCUGGGUUUCACACUACCAAGACAAGUGCUGUGGCUGAUACUGUACGUUAUGACUCAAGGAAUAUGUAUUAGUUCUGUUUACGUCUUGACCACAGAAUGUGCUUCAUUGACAGUAACUCUGACAGUCACUUUGAGGAAGUUCGUGUCACUUCUAUUCUCCAUAAUGUACUUCAGGAACCCGUUCACGCUGGGACAUUGGUUUGGCACGCUUCUAGUAUUCAUAGGAACAUUGAUAUUUACGGAAAUAUUACAGAAGACAGUGGCAAUCUUCUUGCCAGCGAAGAAGGACGCUAAGAAGAAAGAAUAA